AGAUCGACGGUGAGAGGAGGCCACGCCCGCAAUCGUAAGGUAGCAGCCGCCCGCCCCCGCUAGCAAAUGGUCCUAGCAAAUGCAAUGUGGCCUGCUCAUGCUUGCAAGCACGCCCUCCCGAAGUCCAGGAAACGUAAUCUGUGCGAAGUCCGCCUGCAUUCUAUUGCGCUUCGUGUCUGCAAUUGUUUUUGAAGACAGCGGCAACAUCAGGUAACACAGGAUGUCUUCUGGCCCACCGCCUGACAUUGUGGACACUGCUGCGUCCGACAAGGAUCUUGACACCGACCAUCUUCAGAAAUGUGCCCGGAUUUGGUUGGAAGGCCUGCUGAAGGAGUCGUUGGACCCCGACAAAACGCUCCUGGAGGUGCUGCAGGAUGGGGAGAUACUGUUACGCGUUGCAAGGGGCUUGAAGACAGCAAAGGCCUCUGGGCCAGAGGCGGCGAGAGCUUCGUAUGCCAAGAAGGGCGCCAACUCACGCUCGUCACAGAAGCUUUCUUAUCUAGCUUACAACAAUGUAGAGUAUUUUCUGAAUUUCUGCCGUGAGGUCGGCCUGAACGACAUCCACCUGUUCUCCCCCUCGGACCUGGUAGAGAGCAAGGACGUGCGCCGGGUCUGCGUCUGCCUGCGCAUGCUAUCCAGCAAGGUCAAAGAUGCAGUGGCGGUGUCGUUCGAGGACGUGGAGAGCCUGCAGAAGAUGCGGCGGCGGCCGUCUACCAAAGUGGGCGACAUCCUCGAGACCUUCCAGCCCCGGCGACCCACCGAGGAUGCCGCAGUCUCGGAGCCCCCCGCCAAGGCAAACGGAGUUUCUUCGCGGCGAGAUAGCUUAAGUGGUACCUCUCGGCUACCAGAUUCUGACUCGUCAAAAGCCAAUAGAUCGGACGACUUGGGUUUCCCGCUGUGGGCUCCUGUGGCGGCAGGACUGCUGGCGGUGGUGGGAAUCUUCCUUGCGAGGAGGGCAGGGAAGAAAAAGCCGGCCAAAACUCCAUUGCCGUUGUCAGAGUACGAGAUCCAAAAAGGGGAUACAUUGAUACACAUAUCGGGACGGGUUGGGAAGGCCCACUGGGAAGACCUUGUGAAGUUGAACCCGACAAUCGAAAACCCAGAUUUGAUCUACCCAAAAGACAAGUUAAAGCUAUAGCGCAACUGGCAAUGUGCAUUUGUUGGUGUUGGGAGGUCAGCAUAUUGUGGUCAGCGCUUGUCAAAGUCAUGGCGUCCUUAUUCAAGGCUGUGUUUGGAUCGCACCUGUCAGCCGGAUUCGAACCAAUAAGAAGUGUUUUACUUGAUCUUUGAUUCGUUCACCUGUGCAAGCUUCCUAUAUCUGC
Molecule: messenger RNA, 1322 nt
Organism: Klebsormidium nitens
Lineage: Eukaryota; Viridiplantae; Streptophyta; Klebsormidiophyceae; Klebsormidiales; Klebsormidiaceae
Source: the annotation of a GenBank genome assembly